GGCCACGCGCGGGCAGGCGGAGUCGCUUCAUUUAGUCAAGCGGGUUGGUUGCGGGAAGAAGCUUCGCGCUCCUUGGACUCCGCAGGUUCGGGUUGACGUGUCCAUCAUGCCUUGUACCAGAUCUCAGUCUGAAAGCCAGAGCACCAUCAAAUUCCCAAAGCGGAAAUCGAUUAGGAGAUGUCACAAACCUCUAGAGAAUGAGGAGGCUUCAAAACUGGACACAAGCCCACUGUCAGUUUCACCCCAGAAGCAGGUCUUGCCUCUCAGCCCCCGUAAACGGCUUGGAGAUGACAAUCUCUGCAAUGUCACCCAGUUGCUGCCUUGCUCCCCAAGUAAGCAGGGUAAAAAAGAGAAUAGCUUUCCACCCACUUCUCCCAAGGGCCGGGCUUUACUCUUCAGCGAGCGUUCAACCCCCAAAUCUCCAACUAAGGGCAGCAAUUUGGUUCCCUCUCCCUUUCGUGGUGGUCAAGAAACCCCUAACGCUUCACCGCAGCAUCGCCACCCAAGGAAAGAACUGGUGUGUACUCGUCUCUUUAAGCAAGAAGGCACUUGUUACCAGCAGGCAAAGAGUCUCCUACACACGGCUGUUCCGGACCAGCUGCAUGCAAGGGAGAAAGAGACAGGUGUUCUUCAUAGAUUCCUGAGAGAGCAUGUCUCUAGGGAGAUCCCAGGAAGUCUUUAUAUCUCUGGAGCUCCAGGCACUGGGAAAACUGCCUGCCUCAACAGGGCCCUGAUGGACUUAAAGAUGGAGCUCGCUGGGUGUCAGACCAUAGUCCUGAACUGCAUGGCUCUGAGAAGCUCCCAGGCUGUGUUCCCAGCAAUGGCUGUACAAUUGGGCCAGGCUGGAGCAGACAAAGCAGCCAGGGGUGACGUGAUCAGAAGGCUGGUGAAACGGUUGACAUCAGAAAGUGCACCCAUGGUUUUGGUUGUGUUAGAUGAGAUGGAUCAGCUGGACAGCAAAGGGCAGGAUGUGCUGUACACGAUGUUUGAGUGGCCUUCCCUCCCCAACUCCCGGCUCAUUCUCAUCGGGAUAGCCAAUGCUCUGGACCUCACAGAUCGCAUCCUGCCCCGCCUGCAAGCCCGUCCCAAGUGCAGGCCACAGCUGCUAAACUUUCCCCCGUACAACAAAGACCAGCUUGCCUCCAUCCUCCAGGAACGCCUUAAGCAGGUGUCAGGGGAGCAGGUGCUGGACCACGCCGCCAUCCAGUUCUGUGCUCGGAAAGUCUCUGCUGUCUCUGGGGAUGCGCGCAAAGCUCUGGACAUCUGCAGGAGGGCCAUUGAAAUUGUGGAGUCAGAUGUGAAGAGUCAAACUGUGCUUAAACUGCUGCCUGCCUGCAAAUCCUCUUCUAAGCCAGCCACAGACUCAGCAGUACCCCAGCGGGUGGGACUGGCCCACGUAUCCCGGGUGAUCUCUGAUGUGUACGGUGACCGUUUGGCCUCAGGUGCAGGCCGUGACGAGGCCAAUACCUUUCCCUUGCAGCAGAAAAUCUUGGUCUGUUCUUUGCUGCUCUUAACCAGGCAACAGAAAACCAAAGAGGUGACGCUGGGAAAGCUGCAUGAGGCCUACAGCAAGGUUUGCCGCAAGCAGAAAGUAGGAGCUGUUGGCCAAUCAGAAUGCCUGUCGCUUUCGGCUCUCCUGGAAUCCAGAGGCAUUGUGGGCUUGAAGAAGACUAAAGAAGCGCGCCUGACUAAGGUCUUCCUGAAGAUAGAAGAGAAGGACGUGGAACAUGCCCUCAAGGAUGGAGUUUUGGUUGGAAGCAUCUUGGCCGAGGGGAUUUAAGAGUUCUUGCUCUCACCUCCUUUCUUGCACAGAAUGUUCCUAACUAAUGGACCGUAACUUCUUGCCGGAAACAUUUCAUGAGGCAUAUCAGUGGGUGGACGAUUAUAGUUAUCCCUACUCCUCCCCCUACCCCUGCUGGCCCCAGCAGCAUCAGUCUUAUAAAGAUGCCCUGUCUAUUUUUCCAAUGGGUGAUUUUUAAACUGCAAGGUAUCCUAAGCAAUGGGUGGAAUGGAGCUGACUCAGUUAAUUUUUAGGAGCUGGACUUCCAUCCUUCGCCUAGGUAUCUCCCCUUUCCUACACUUCCCGUUUGCUUUUUAUGAAUCCCGGAGUGAGAAACACACGCCAACGGUGUUAACGUCUCUCCCCCCCCCCCCCCGCCCUCCACCUGCACACAUACUGGGGCUGCUUGUGUCACUCCUGGGGCGUCUGCCUGUCUUAAGCACCCAAGAUGAAAGAGGAUGAAGGCUGUCAGCAAGAGAGCCCAUUUGCCAGAAACAAAAACCAUUAACGUCACAGGAGGAAAUAAGGAGGCAGCAGCUUCUCUCGCAGGCUCCUUUGAAGUCAAGGCUGUUUCCGCGAAGCAGAUGUCAGUCAUGCUGAGGCUUAGCAUCUCAGGAGCUGCAGUGGGGCUUAGCGAGAGAGAGAGAGGCACACAAACCUGAAGUCUCCAAGCGUCUUAACGUUUAUGAACUGUAGAUGCAGCCUUGGAGCUGGAACUGGUUGCGGCCUGGGGCAAAGAGCUGGUCUGUUUCGUUUCUGAGCCACUUCUGCGAACUGCCGGCUGCUUAGUCUGAUGCCUUUGUGUGGAACUCAAAAUUCUUAUAGUUACCAUGAAAUGCUGCCUUGGGUUUCCACACUGCGCCCCUCCCUCUUUGAGUGGCUUGCAGCCCUGGUGAGGGAAAUUUCAGAACGUCUCUUUCCCACCCCACCCCAUGAGUUUAUAGUAUUUGAGAUGUACUGAAAUGCGUAUUUACAGCCAGAUGUUUGUGUUGUUUUUUUUAAAAAAAACCACAGAUGGAGUAUAUUCGCAUUGCUUUUUAAAAAUUUUUAUAGAUUAAAACAGUCCUGAUUAUGGUU
Podarcis muralis (Common wall lizard) is the source of this 2857-nucleotide messenger RNA. It is a transcript of the gene CDC6, whose product is annotated as cell division cycle 6. The record is from RefSeq and is a predicted model, not a curated record. Gene Ontology annotation, molecular function: DNA replication origin binding. Gene Ontology annotation, cellular component: nucleus. Gene Ontology annotation, biological process: cell division; DNA replication initiation; mitotic DNA replication checkpoint signaling. NCBI's taxonomy places the organism in Eukaryota, Metazoa, Chordata, Lepidosauria, Squamata, Lacertidae.